Calidris pugnax (ruff) is the source of this 1937-nucleotide messenger RNA. It is a transcript of the gene ICA1, whose product is annotated as islet cell autoantigen 1. Gene Ontology annotation, cellular component: Golgi apparatus. Gene Ontology annotation, biological process: regulation of transport. Gene Ontology annotation, molecular function: protein domain specific binding. The coding region runs from base 223 to 1779 and encodes 518 amino acids. The transcript is spliced from 16 exons. The record is from RefSeq and is a predicted model, not a curated record. NCBI's taxonomy places the organism in Eukaryota, Metazoa, Chordata, Aves, Charadriiformes, Scolopacidae.
CGGCUCCGCCCCGCUGCGGGGGCCGCCCGCGCCGGUAGAGGCGGCUCCGUUGGCCGCUGUGACGCCGCCGGCGCUGGAACACCUGGAGGGGAGGAGGUGGUGGCGGCGGCGGCGCCUCCGGCUCGGCCCUCCCUUCCCCUCCGCCGCGGGCAAGGGACAUUGAUUUCCAGGAGAGCCAGGUGGACGUGUAGAGUGUGUAAGUGUGUGAAGAAAACAAGAAACAUGGAAGGUCAUAAGUACAAUUAUCCAAGGGAAUUUUAUGACCAAUAUGCUCAAAGCCAAGAAAAAUCUGUGGUUAAUAAAAUGCAACAGAAAUACUGGAAAACAAAACAAGCCCUUAUAAAAGUUACAGGAAAAAAGGAAGAUGAACACGUUGUGGCUUCGGAUGCAGAUCUGGAUGCAAAGCUAGAGCUGUUCCAUUCUAUUCAGAGAACAUGUAUGGAGCUGCUGAAAGCAAUUGAACUGUAUCAAAAAAGGAUUUGUUUUCUGUCUCAGGAAGAAAAUGAAUUGGGGAAAUUUCUUCGAUCGCAGGGUUCUCAGGAUAAAACAAGAGCAGGAAAAAUGAUGCAAGCCACGGGAAAGGCCCUCUGCUUUUCAUCUCAGCAGAGGUUAGCACUGCGUGCCCCUUUGAGUAGGUUAUAUCAAGAAGUGGAGACGUUCAGGUAUCGGGCCAUCUCGGACACGUGGCUGACAGUGAACCGGAUGGAGCAGUAUCGGACCGAAUACAGAGGAGCUCUGCUCUGGAUGAAAGAUGUGUCUCAGGAGCUGGAUCCAGAUCUGUAUAAGCAGAUGGAGAAGUUCCGCAAGGUUCAAGCUCAAGUGCGACACGCGAAACUCAACUUUGACAAACUGAAGACUGAUGUCUGUCAAAAAGUGGAUCUUUUGGGAGCGAGCAGAUGCAACCUCCUUUCUCAUGUGUUAACAACAUAUCAGACAACUCUUCUUCACUUUUGGGAGAAAACUUCGCACACGAUGGCAGCUAUCCAUGAAAGUUUCAGAGGUUACCAGCCCUAUGAAUUCACCAUGUUAAAGAGCUUACAAGAUCCUGUGAACAAAUUAACAGAAAAAGCAGAAAAGGAGGACCCGCAGAUUGAGAGCCCCGGAUCACUACAAGAUCAGCAGAGUCAGUUGAUUUCAUUAGAUGAGGAGAGCCAUACCAAGGAAUCAAACUAUUCAGCUGACAAUGGCAAGGAUGUCCUACCCGUCUUACAAGGAAAUUGUAACCACAAGCAGAACUCAGGUGCCAUAGAUGACUUAUUAGACCUGCAACCUGAAGAAAAUGCUUCAAAGGAUCAAUUUGUGAGGUCCUUGGAGGCGGAACCCGGUGACAAGGAUGACAUGGUGUUGCUGAAUGAGAUCCUCAACGCCUCCUCGCUGGAAGAGGGGGAGUUCAGCAGGGAGUGGACGGCUGUUUUUGGACAGGCUGCACUCCCUGAGCUCUCUGUGAACUCCUCAGCUGGGGACGUGGAGAACACGUCAUCCUCCGUGGCACCAACACCCUCGGGUUUCCUGCCCUCACAGCUCUUGGACCAAAACAUGAAUGACUUGCAGUCAUCUUUACAUGGAUGGGCAGCUGAUGGUGUGAGCCCGGCGUCUGCACCGCCGCCAGCACAGAAACCAAACAACAGCCCCAGCGCCACCGCCACCCCCGGCAAAGAACCUACAAAGAAUCCUAAAGACUUGACGGCCUGGUUCAGCCUCUUUGCUGACCUCGACCCCUUAUCCAACCCUGAUGCUGUCGGGAAAACUGAUAAAGAACACGAAUUGCUUAAUGCAUGAGGCAGCUGCCCACGGUAACUCCAUCCCUCCACCCAUCAACACUCUUUGGGGCUUUCAAAAAAACCCUCCAUGAAAACUAGUCUGCUGUUGUGAAACUUAUAAAGUAUGUGCCAUGAUAAUAAACCUAAAGGGAAUGAAUCCCUUUUUAUAUAGGUACA